This is a messenger RNA of Ricinus communis (castor bean), 1288 nucleotides long. RefSeq names its product 2Fe-2S ferredoxin. Gene Ontology annotation, biological process: P450-containing electron transport chain. Bases 518 to 1117 code for a protein of 199 amino acids. NCBI's taxonomy places the organism in Eukaryota, Viridiplantae, Streptophyta, Magnoliopsida, Malpighiales, Euphorbiaceae. The record is from RefSeq and is a predicted model, not a curated record. The transcript has 10 exons. Gene Ontology annotation, cellular component: mitochondrion. Gene Ontology annotation, molecular function: 2 iron, 2 sulfur cluster binding.
AACUAAAACAAAAGCAAAAUAUAACACAGUACAAAGAAACCCUACUUCUAUUUUCAUCUAAACCUCACAGCCUCCACCCUCUCAAGCCUCUUUGCAAUCACCAAAACUUGCUGCCGUCGCCGAUCUGUCAUCGCCGCCGCCCUUGCUGCCGUCGCCGAUCUGUCAUCGCCGCCGCCCUUGCUGCAGUCAUCGUCGCCGUCGCCGUCGCCCUUGCUGUAGUCGUCUCCGCCCUCGGAGCAGUCGGCUUCUCCUUCGCCGUUCAUCAGGUAUAUACUGGAGUGCUGCAGCAUUUUAUGGUUUACAAAAUCUACUGGCUGAGAAACGGGGGGUGUUCAUGAUGUUUUCAAUAUUGCAGGUUCGGGUAGUAUGCGGGUAUUCCUAUUAGGAUUUGGGACUUGUUCGGGUAACAAGAAGAACUUCUUAAUCGGAUUUCGGACGGGUUCAUUUAUUUGUUAUUUAAACGGAUUCGGGUUCAGAUAUCAUUAAGUGAGCGGGGAGCUAUUGAGGUCAGAUAAUUAUGUUAGUUUCUUCUAGACUUUCAAGAAUUGGAUCUGGGAUUGUUAAGCAACUUUCAAGAGGUAUAUGUACAUCCUUGAGUAGAACAGAAUUUGUACGAACACCUUAUAGUCAAUAUUGGCGACCUCAAGGUGAAUUACAUCCAGAGACUAAGGGAUUCCGAGGUACCUUAUCUCCCAGGUAUCAUCUGUUUUCUACGACAGCUUCUGGUAAUGAUAUUGCGGACGGAGAUGAACAGAAGCACAAAAUAUCUGUUACAUUCGUUGAUAAAGAUGGAGAGGAAAAGCACAUCAAAGUUCCUCUUGGAAUGUCUAUGUUAGAAGCCGCUCAUGAAAAUGACAUAGAACUUGAAGGAGCAUGCGAAGGGUCACUUGCGUGCUCAACGUGUCAUGUGAUUGUCAUGGAUAUGGAACACUACAACAAAUUAGAAGAUCCAACAGACGAGGAAAAUGACAUGUUGGAUUUGGCCUUUGGGCUCACUGAAACUUCUCGUCUGGGUUGCCAGGUGAUUGCAAAGCCUGAAUUGGAUGGAAUACGCUUAGCUAUUCCGGCUGCCACACGAAACUUUGCUGUUGACGGGUAUGUUCCGAAACCACACUAGACAUGGCGCGACCCUGGUAAAAUGUACGCUGAGUGUAAAGGAUGCAGGCAUGCCAAUUUUGUAGCUACCAUAUUGUAUUCAACCAAUACACAUUUUCGAUCCUAAUGUUAUUGUUUUCGCUAUUGAUUAUUACGCACAUAUUUCAGUUAAUAAUUUUUUUUAUGGUACCAA